Synchiropus splendidus (mandarinfish) is the source of this 2430-nucleotide messenger RNA. RefSeq names its product arginine vasopressin receptor 2b, tandem duplicate, 1 (gene avpr2b.1). Gene Ontology annotation, biological process: G protein-coupled receptor signaling pathway; positive regulation of vasoconstriction; regulation of systemic arterial blood pressure by vasopressin. The record is from RefSeq and is a predicted model, not a curated record. The transcript is spliced from 2 exons. Gene Ontology annotation, molecular function: vasopressin receptor activity; peptide binding. Bases 40 to 1113 code for a protein of 357 amino acids. Gene Ontology annotation, cellular component: membrane. Lineage: Eukaryota; Metazoa; Chordata; Actinopteri; Syngnathiformes; Callionymidae.
UCAUGUCCUGGGGUGCGGACGUGAGCCCGCGGUGACAGGAUGAGUCUGGCUCGGGUUAAUUUCAGCAACUUUUCAGCGGAUGCCGGGCGGAAAGAGGACGCGCCCCGGGAUGAGCGCCUGGCGCAGGUGGAGAUCGCGCUCCUCUCCAUCAUCUUCGUCACCGCGGGGAUUCUGAACUCGGGGCUCUUGCUGCUCCUGUGGAAGCGCAGGAAGCAGCUGUCCCGCAUGCGCGUCUUCGUCUUCCACUUGUGCGUGGCGGACCUGGUGGUGACCUUUUUCCAGGUUUGUCCGCAGUUGAUCUGGGACAUCACGGACAGAUUCGUGGGUCCGGAUGUUCUGUGUCGCGCUGUCAAGUACCUCCAAGUUGUCGGGAUGUUCGCCUCCACCUACAUGAUCGUGGUCAUGACCAUAGACCGGUACCAAGCCAUCUGCAACCCCAUGGUGACCUUCCAGAGGCGGCGCGCCAGCUGCAACGGGCCGGUGAGCGCAGCCUGGUGCGUCUCUCUCGUCGGCAGCCUCCCGCAGAUCUUCAUCUUCUCCCGGGUGGAGGUCGCUCCUGGAGUCUACGACUGCUGGGCCAAGUUCGUCGGCCCGUGGGGGCUCAGAGCCUACGUCACCUGGACCACUCUGGUGAUCUUCAUCCUGCCGAUCGUCACCGUCAUCGUGUGCCAGGCGCGCAUCUGCCACACGGUGCGCGUCAACUUCAGCACCAAGUCGCAGCUGAGCGCGGAGUCACUGCGCAGGCAGGUGUCGUCCAGGACCAGCGGCGCGGCAGCGGUGUCCAAAGCGCGGGUGAAGACGGUGAUGAUGACGGUGGUCAUCGUGCUCGCCUACGUCAUCUGCUGGGCGCCUUUCUUCACCGUGCAGCUGUGGUCGGUGUGGGACCUGGCGGCACCCACGGACUCUGCCACCUUCACCAUCCUGAUGCUGCUGGCCAGUCUCAACAGCUGUGUGAACCCCUGCAUCUACUUGAUGUUCAGUGGCCAGCUGCCCCACAGGCUCGUGUCGCUGAUCUGCGUGGGAAAACCUGACCUCGGGGGAUCCAUCCAGGAGGACGCCACCGUGGUCAGCUCGCUCUACAUCAGUCUGAAGAGCCUGUCAGACUGCAGAUGAAUGUUAGGACGUCCAUCGUUUGCUCUGGUCUUAGAACAGGGGUGGGGAACCUUUUUGAGUGGGAAAAACCCACAUAUUUUAAAAUGUAAUGACCAACGCCUGUGAAUGGUUGAGAGCAUCAUGGGACUGAGCCUGCUGUUGGAGGGUGAUGGCCAAACCGGAUGGUUAAAACGGAAAGAAGUCAGAGAAUCUGCAGUCAGUUCUGACAGUAUUUCACACUCCAAUGUAGUUCAAAGAGCCGGACUCCUUGUCGAAAGAGCAACGUGUGCCUCGCGAGCUAUAGGUUCACAACAAUGUCGUAUCAUUGGGUUGCUGUUUAGUACAAAACUGUUUUGUGUGAGUGUAAAAAACGACUCAGUGUUUUGUUUGAUUUAUUUCCAGAUGUUGUCACAUUGUUUGAUGAUGUUGUGUUUGCUCCACACACAGUGUUGUGAUGCUGCUCUCACAUCCCUGCAGCCUCUUUGAGGCCUGAUCUUUCAGAAUCUCAGUGCUCCAUGCGUCCGCAUCAGUCCCUACCUGGCCUCAUGCUGAGCACCAAAUUAUUUCUUCAAUUAUGGCCGCUGGUUUAACAGGGGCUCUGAUGCUUCUUCGCAUGGUUAUUCUAUUUAUCACAGCUGGAGGGCUGACGUCAGUCACGCUGGAUGGUGGUGGAGCGGAGGUAGUGUCGUCUCCCGGCCAUGUGAACCAGAUAAUGGCUGUGGACUGCUGUAUUUCAAACCAUCAGUUUAAAAUUGCAGGCCGUGUUUUCCCCCAGUCCAGCAGCCGCUUUGGACCUGCUGUAAUGUGGAGUGCCUGCUGUUGUGUUUGCAUCCGUGCACAGCAUGCACAGUCGCUGCUGUGGUGGAUACAGGAGGAAGGAGAAGAAGACAGAGCAGGCCAGACUCAGCAGGCCUUCAUCUCAAACACCUGGCAGGGCUGUCUUCUUCUGGACUUUCUGCUGCCUGGACUUGAAUUCAGAAGACCUUUCACCUGAGUGGAAUAUUCUCAUUCUAAUGCACUGCUCCAAUGGAAGCUCUUUCACCGAGCCAGAGCUGUUACUUUUUUGUUGCUGCUCCAUGAACAAGGAGUGUCCCGACAGAGACCUCGUGUCACAGCGUCACUCAGCAAACUCAGUGAAUAUUCUCUCAGGGUUUGUCAGGUUUUCACUCCAAGUGUCUUUUAUUUGCAUGGAAUGAGCCACUUAGACGUAUUUAUUAAGAGUUUGCAAGUGUUGGAUUUGUCGCUGCUGUGUUUGCUGUGUAGUCCGUUGUCUUGCACAUGAUUUCCAGUGAGCUAAAUAUUGUUCAGUUGUUGAUUUGUGGUUUGAUCCGUGUCCUU